UGUAGCAUCAAACACACCAUAUAAGCACCUCCCAACUGACAAGCACUAUAAAUAAAACACAUUGCUCCAUCAUUUCAAAUUGGAAUUAUCAGUUACACACCACACAUCUAACAUAAGCGUGAGUGUCUGUGGGGAUUACUUACAUAAAUAUAUAUUUAUUACACUUCAAAAAAAAAAAAAAAAAAAAAAAAUUAACCACCACAAAACAGAGUGAUCAUGGUUCUAUCAGUGCUAUUGAAUAUUAUAUACCCACCGCCGGCGAAUUUGGCGGUAACAGCAAUGUCGGUAUUCAAUCUUGUGUCGUUGGGUAGUUCCGGGUGGAUGGAAGUUCAGGGGAAGCAUUUGCAGUACGCUAAGCUCCAAAGUGAUAAUACUAACGAAAACAACAAGAAUGUGAAGAUAGUAGAAAAGGCGAAAGUACCGAGUCAACUCGGUAUGUUUGUAAUGUACGCUCCUGCUUGUAUUGCUGGAUUUUCCUCUUUUGCCCUUCGACCCAGUGGCGAUCUCCGGUUUAACUUGGUUCGUUCGGCUGUCACCGCCCAUUUCCUCAAGAGAGUCUUGGAGGUGCUCUUCGUUCACAAGUUUAGUGGGUCGAUGGAUGCGGAAACAAUGGUGACAGUUUCUCUGAGUUACUUAUUAUCCGCAUCGACAAUGAUCUACAAUCAAGAAUUGGUGGAAGGACUCUCCGAACCGGUUAUUGAUCUUAAAUACGUCGGGAUUGCGAUGUUUUUAUUGGGAAUUGGUGGUAAUUUUUAUCACCAUUUUCUUCUAUCCAAACUGCGAGAAGACGGCGAAAAAGGGUACAAAAUCCCGCAAGGGGGCCUCUUUUCUUUGGUGAUAUGUCCGCAUUAUUUCUUCGAAAUUCUCGGGUUUUUGGGAAUUUCUUGCAUUUCACAAACACUAUACCCCUUGUGUUUUACGGUGGGAUCAACUUUCUACUUGAUGGGGAGGAGUUAUGCCACUAGAGAAUGGUAUGAGUCUAAGUUUGAAGAUGAUUUUCCCAAAGAAAUCAAAGCCAUGAUUCCUUACAUUUUCUAGAUGGUGACAAAGAAAGUAAGAGCACGUAAUAGCUCUUAGACUCAAUAUUGAUGUUUCUAUUAUAGGUUUUAAUGUAUUUUUACAUAAGACUUGUUUUACAAUAUUUAUAUUGCUGUCAACCACAAUAAUAUUAUUUUUUUUUUAAUUUUUUUUAUUAUAUUUGCCUUUGUAAUAUUAUUAUUUUUUUAACUUUUUAUUAUAUUUGCCUUUGUUGA
Molecule: messenger RNA, 1253 nt
Organism: Erythranthe guttata (spotted monkey flower)
Lineage: Eukaryota; Viridiplantae; Streptophyta; Magnoliopsida; Lamiales; Phrymaceae
Product: steroid 5-alpha-reductase DET2
Biological process (GO): lipid metabolic process
Molecular function (GO): oxidoreductase activity, acting on the CH-CH group of donors
Source: RefSeq, a predicted model, not a curated record